This is a messenger RNA of Morone saxatilis (striped sea-bass), 1901 nucleotides long. RefSeq names its product eva-1 homolog Ba (C. elegans) (gene eva1ba). The transcript is spliced from 4 exons. The record is from RefSeq and is a predicted model, not a curated record. Lineage: Eukaryota; Metazoa; Chordata; Actinopteri; Moronidae. The coding region runs from base 454 to 948 and encodes 164 amino acids.
CUGUUACUCACUCCGUCUCCAACUUUGAGAGGAAGUUACCACCUCUUCCCCAGACUCUGUACACACACACGCUCAGGCAGACAAACACACACGCUCUUCAGGACGUGAACACACCAGCAACAGGGAAUGAACUGAAAGCAGUCAGGACUGCUUGUAAUGCUGUGUUGUUUUUCAAAAUUUGGAGGGAAAGAGGGCAGAAAUUUGCAGUUUGCCUGAAGCUUUCUGUGUGGACUGAACAGAUUCAGAGGGACAUUUCUUGUCAUCACAGACUGCCUGAGGACCAAAGAUCACAGUCCCUGAUCCAGCAGCAAGUGAGAGAGAGAGAGAGAGAGAGAAGUGGAGUGUGAUCAUUUUGCAUCCAUUUUCCAACUUCUCAUUACACUAUGAGCUGGGACUGAGGAAGUGCUCCAAAGUUUAAUUUUGUGGCGUGAAGAAAGCUGAGCGAAGAUCACCAUGGAUGUGAAGAAAAAAGAAAUGGACCUCCUGAGCAACAGCAUAGCUGCAUAUGCACACAUUAAGGCAAACCCAGAGAGCUUCGGCCUUUACUUUGUGCUCGGAGUGUGUUUCGGCCUGGUGCUGACGCUCUGCCUCCUGGUCAUCCGGAUCUCCUGCAAGCCGCGGACCAACAUCGCCUCAACCUCCACGCCUGAGAAGAAACACUUAAAGGACAUCAGUGAGGAGGACGAGGAGAGUGAAGAUGAUGAAGAUGAAGAUGGGGAUGAUGUAGAGGCACCUAUCCCUUUACCCAGCACAGAAAUCCCUGUUGGUAAUCACACCAGCCAAUCAGAUGGGACACUGAGUGUGAACGUAUUUACUUCAGCUGAGGAGCUGGAACGGGCGCAGCGACUGGAGGAGAGAGAACGUAUCAUUCGUGAGAUCUGGAGAAAUGGCCAACCUGAUAUCCUGGGGUCGGGAACAGGGACUAUUGGAAGAGUGCAUUACUACUAGGAUACACAAGGCUUCAAGGGAGCUCUGUGAAGGACAGACGUAGACCUUUGGGUGGGCAAGAUGUCCCUGAAGCCUGUAAGACUCGAGAGCCUGUUUUAGAUACAAUGCAACAUCAUGGAAACAGGACAACAGUGAUGUGAUGCUUAUGCCAAUACUUGGCUCUGACAGAGCUGAACUGUGAUAUUGCACUUCCUAUGUAGCAAUGUUUGUGUUUAACUGACUUUUAACUUUUAAACCAAGAGGUGUCUUAAAGACUGAUUAAUCCAUAUGGAAAAGAUGCAGUAUGAAUGUGGGAGCUGAUGGACACUUGAAGUAACCUGUCUAUUAAAAUGUAUGGCGCUUAAUGAUGAAGAAGCACACAACAACUAGGCUAAUGUAUGUAAUAAGUCAAAAGGAGAUGUAAGGACAAUGUAUUUAGGCCUGUACUGUACGUUGCAAUGAAGAUUAUUUGUUUGCAGAAAGGACAAUUCUCCUCUGGACUGGUGAGUUUGUGGGGGAAAUUUUUCUCCAAGAAGAUACUUUCACUGUUAAAGGAAAUUACAUUGUUUGAACAAGCACAUAUCAAUCAAUUUGGGGCUGUCAGAUUACACAUAUAGAGCAUGUAAAGACAAUUAAAAUUGGCAUCUUUAAUUUAUGAUCACAUUAAAUCCAUGUCUACAGGGAUAAUUCCACCAACAGAAAUUACAGAAUUCAAGUAUUAAGCUGAAAUAAUUGACUGUUGUUUCUCUUCAUAAUGCCUUUAAUGUCAGAGAAAACGUACAACAGUGCUCAUUCUCUGCGUACCUUUGGGCCAUGGAUUUAUAAUCAAGAUAAAGAGAGAGCCUAAAUUUGCUAUUAAGAUUCAUGGAAAGGUCACUCUUUGUCUUUUGAUAUUUCUGUACAAUGUCUCUUGUUAAAAGGUUAGAAAUACAGUUUUUGUUUUGUUUUUUUAAAUAAAAUUUGUGGGAACUCCA